AUGUCGCUGCUGGCACUCGGUUCGUUCCUAGUCAAACAACGCCACGUUUCCAGUGCUCUAUUGCGCUGUUCGGCAUCGAUCCCAAGCAUCAUCCUGCAUCGUUCGAUAAGCAAUGCAUCCAAGCAAACAUCAUCCUCCCAAUCCCUGUCAGCGGGAAGUGAUCGCACAGACGUAUCAACCGACGUACGGCCAAUCGGUGAACGGGUGAAGGAAAAUACAAAAACGGCCAGCUAUAUGGGCGUAAUUCUGCUCGGCGUUGGAGUAACCGGUCUGCUGUUCUACGUCAUAUUCUGGGAACUGUUCUCAUCGGACAGUCCCAACAAUAUCUACUCCGAGGCACUGGAACGGGUAAAGGAAGAACCGAGGGUGAAAGAUGCGCUCGGCGCACCGAUCAAGGGCUACGGAGAGGAAAGCCGGCGUGGUCGGCGAACGCGUGUUGCACACACCCAAUACGUCAAAGAUGGUGUCGAAUACAUUCGAAUGCAGUUCUUCGUGCAAGGAUUCCGGAACAGAGGAACGGUCCAUCUGGAGAAACGCAAAACGGAAUCCGGCAGCUAUGAAUAUCGUUAUCUAUUUGUGCAACUGGACUAUAACCCUCACAGUCCCAUAAUACUUGAGGACAACAGACUGCAGCAGGAUUCGAUGCGAUCGCCAGCCGGUACUGUGCCGCAACCUUUUCUGUAA
Molecule: messenger RNA, 684 nt
Organism: Anopheles marshallii
Lineage: Eukaryota; Metazoa; Arthropoda; Insecta; Diptera; Culicidae
Product: mitochondrial import inner membrane translocase subunit Tim21
Exons: 1
Coding region: 1-684 (227 amino acids)
Biological process (GO): protein import into mitochondrial matrix
Cellular component (GO): TIM23 mitochondrial import inner membrane translocase complex
Source: RefSeq, a predicted model, not a curated record